UCGUAUAUAACGGGGGGCGCGCGCCGCGGUCGACGGAUCAGACGUUCAGACGUCGACGGCGACGGUAACACGCACACACACACACACACACACACACGCGCGCGCGCGCGCAAACACCGAACGAAGCACGAUCGAAGCACGCAACGUUCGCCUGCCGACCGCCGACGCGCGCGUCCCACGUACGUUUUUUCGUGUCCCCGGAACGCGACCGACCGCGCCGCAAGUUUACCCCGUCGUCCCUUCGCCCCGACCGCAGGGUCACCGGAACGCGCGCGCGCCCGGACGCGGCCACGUGCCCGCGAUCGCCGCCAACAUGUUCGCCGUGCCCGAGCACCACCCGUCGUUGCUCGCCGGCGCCCUGCUGCUGCUGCCGCCGCUGCUGCUGCUGCUGCUGCUGCUCUACCUGUACGCCACGUGGACCCACGGCCACUGGUCCGCCCUGGGCGUGCCGUGCCCGUCGCCGCCGGUGCCGCUGUUCGGCCACGCGAUGCCGUCCAUGCUCGGCCGCAUGCACUUCAUGGACGUGCUGCACGACCUGUACCGCGCGCUCGGCGACCGCCGCUUCGGCGGCAUCUACACCAUGCGGACGCCGCAGCUGCUGGUCAAGGACCCGGAGCUGAUCGGUGAGUGCGGUGUGACGAUGACCAUCACCGCGAACGGCCGUCCGCGUUUACUAGUCUUACCGGUGUUUUUCAGGUGUCACAUACUGAUCAAAGACUUUAACAACUUCACCGACCGCGGUCUGUACGCCGGCACGCACACGAAUCCGUUGAACAACAACAUAUUCUUCACGCGCGGCGAACGGUGGAAGACGAUGCGCCAGAAGCUCAGCCCCACAUUUACCGCGAACAAGCUGAAGUACAUGAACGAGCAGGUGAAAGAGUGCACAGACAGUCUGCUGUCGACUAUCGGCCGGACGGUGCGCGAGGUGGCCGAUCGGAUCGAGAUCCGCGAUAUGAUGGCCAAGUACUCGACCGACGUGAUCGGUAGCUGCGCGUUCGGGCUCAAGCUGGACGCCAUCAACGACCCGGACUCGGAGUUCCGGAAACACGGGAAGACCGUGUUUCAGCCAUCGCUCCGGUCCAAAAUCCGGGUCGCCGUCAUAUUCAUGCAACCGUCACUGCUCGGCAUUUUCCGGGUGCACCACUACUCGCAUCGCACGAUCACGUUCUUCCGGGAUGCGUUCCGGCAGACCAUCGAGCACCGGCAGAGAACCAACGAGGACCGCAAGGAUUUCGUGCAUCAUCUGAUGAAGGCCCGCGAAGACCUGGUGCUUAACCCCGAUUUGAAGCCCGAAGAAAAAUUCACUGAAAUGGACAUCGUAGCAAAUGCUUACAUUCUUUUUAUCGCUGGAUUUGAAACCGUAUCUACGUCAAUGAGCUUUUGUAUGUACGAGUUGGCUCUUAGAAAAGAUGUUCAGGAUAAAGUCCGAAAAGAAAUAAUGGAAGUCAAAGCUAAACACAAUGGCGAAAUGAAUAGUGAAUGUCUAAACGAACUUCCUUACAUGGGCAUGGUUAUUAAAGAAACGUUGAGAAAAUAUCCUCCGCUGGUGACGCUGAACCGGGUGGUGACCAAGCCGUACGUGUUACCAGGGACGGCGGUCAAGCUGAAAACCGGCACGAAGAUUGUGAUCCCGGUGCACGCCAUCCACUACGACCCGAAGUACUACGCCGACCCGGAAGCUUUUGAACCGGACCGCUUUUCCGACGAGAACGUGCACAACCUGCACCCGAACACUUACAUGCCAUUCGGAGACGGCCCGAGGUUUUGCAUCGGCAAAAGAUUCGCCGAGUUCGAGAUGAAAAUGGCCCUGUCCGAAGUGCUGAUCAACUACGAGGUGACGCCGUGCGAGAAGACCCAGAUACCAAUAAAAUACGUCAUCGGCAGUUUCGUCAACAUACCCGAAAGCAUUUGGUUAAAGUUCAAGAAACUAGACACCUGAUCCCGCGCAUCUUGCACACGAACGUUUUGUUUGUAUCAUAUUUAUACUGUGUAACCACGAGACAAAUGUCCGAUAAAUAAAUCAUACGUGAACUACU
Messenger RNA from Sipha flava (yellow sugarcane aphid), 2039 nucleotides. Its product is annotated as probable cytochrome P450 6a13. Lineage: Eukaryota; Metazoa; Arthropoda; Insecta; Hemiptera; Aphididae. The transcript has 6 exons. Gene Ontology annotation, molecular function: iron ion binding; oxidoreductase activity, acting on paired donors, with incorporation or reduction of molecular oxygen; monooxygenase activity. The coding region runs from base 314 to 1942 and encodes 542 amino acids. The record is from RefSeq and is a predicted model, not a curated record.